This is a messenger RNA of Cygnus olor (mute swan), 2610 nucleotides long. RefSeq names its product collagen alpha-1(I) chain-like. The transcript has 2 exons. The record is from RefSeq and is a predicted model, not a curated record. The coding region runs from base 11 to 988 and encodes 325 amino acids. NCBI's taxonomy places the organism in Eukaryota, Metazoa, Chordata, Aves, Anseriformes, Anatidae.
CGGCCGUGGGAUGGGCACCCAGCCGGUGCUGCUGGUCUGGUGCUGUGGGGGAACCGAGCACCGUACCCGGGGGCUCAUCUACCCCCCACCAAAGCCAUGUGUGGGGAGGCCGUGGCACGGCUGCCCGUGGGCUCCGGGCCCCUUUGGGUGCGUGCCGAGCCCUUCGUGUCCCCUCCGGGCAGGGCAGGACGUGGUGCGCAGCGGCCACGUGCGAGGCGAGGGGGCUGAGCUGGGGCAGCCCCAGGGGGGUCGAGCCAAUAGGGGCUGCCCCAGGGGGCUCCGUGCAUCCCCCGGGCACACGUGUGGCAUGCAGGGGACGAGCGAUUGUCUGCAAGGGGGGUCGGGAGGGGACUGGAGCCCAUCCAUGUGCCGAGCAGCCACUGUCGGCUGCCAGCGUUACCGUUCCCAGGGCCUGGCUGGAGGCUGGGGGCUGGAUCCUGCCCCAGAGGGGAGCCAGCAUGGGGCUGCCAUCUCGGGGGGAUGCGGGUUCCCAUCCGGCGGGGGCAGGCGUGAUGCCCCCAGGGCAGGACCAGAGACCCCCCCCACCCCCGGCAGCACCAACCCUGCGGGGAGCGCAGGGUCCGGCCCUGCGGCCGCCAGCGAGGCCGGCUCUGACCUGGAAGCGAUCGUGGGCUCCCGGAGGUGCCGAGAAACCACGUGUCCGUGUGUUUACUGCGGCGGGCGCAGGGCUGCUACGUGCCGGCGGGACGGAGCCGGCGCCGCGGCUGCACCGCCGGUGGGGCCCCGCGCUCCCUGCCGGGAAGGAAGCUGCACCCAGAACCCCCCCUCUGCGGGGCCGGGGGAGCGCCAGGCAAAGGGCAGUGCGGGAGCCACGGCGGCAGAGGGGCUGCACGGGGCAGGCGUGUGUGGGGGGUGUAGCCAGAGCCCUUUGGUGGGGCCCCCCCAGGGCUUUAGCUGGCUCUGCGGGGUGCAGAAAGGGAGCUGGGGCUGCAUUCGGUGGCGGUGUCGGGGUGAGGGCAGGGGGUGAACCUGGGUUGUGAGCUGAGUGUCAGGAGUGUGCCAUGGCUGUGCCACGAGCGUCCCGCGAGCAUCCCGUGGCUGUGUGCCCCCAGCAUCCCACGGCUGUGCCACGAGCAUCCCAUAGCUUUGCGCCAUAAGCAUCCCAUAAGCAUCCCAUGGCUCAGCCCGAGCCGGCUCGCUGGGGCGAGCAGCAGCCCCUGGGUGCAGGCCCUGGGGCAGGAGCUGCCCACGGCGGGGCUUUGCCGUGCUCGCCGCGCACGGGAACGCGCUGCCGCCAGCCUCGCCCUGUGAGACAUUUCCCUCCUUUUGUCUGCUCGCCCGUGGGCUCUGGCUUUCCUGCAGCACGCGAUCCGGAGCUGGCCGCCAGCCUGCCGCUGUGUCUGGGAGACUCCGGGGCUGCCAAGGGGGGCUUUGGCCAUAGCCCGGCCCCGCUGCUGCCCUACAAGGGUCCCUUGGCCACCUGCUAUCCCCCAGGGUGCUCCCGCACCCCUCCGUGCAUUCCUUCCCGUGUCACCACCUUUAGCCCGCUGGGAAACCUCUUUUAGGUGAAUUUCGCCCAUUUUGCAGCCAGUUUGGCAACGCCGAUGGGGCAGCGGGGCCACUGGAUGCUGAAGCAUCGUCCACAUCUCCCAUCCUUCUCUUCACGGGCAUCCCCUGCCCGAGCUGUCCCCUCGGGGGCUGCCGUCCCCGUCCCCGACCCUUGUCCAGCCGCCGUGCGUGCAGCCUCGCAGGCGCUAAGUCACUGACGAGCAAGUCGCUGUGGCUUGUUGAGUUGCUGCUGGUUAACCGAGCUGCGGUAAUGGGUGGGAUUAUAGCUCGCUGCCAGCACUAAGUACAUGCAAAGCAGCUUAAAACCACUGCAAUUACCCGUCUCUUGCAAUUGUUCGAACGUGCAUGUGGCCGGUUGCUGCAGCUGGCCCCGGGUGCUGCUCGGGGAGGACGGUGCUGGUCCUGGGUCCGGCCGAGGCACCGAUUGCUCACGGCUUUGCCCAUGCGAUGCAGGAGCGUGGGGCUGCUGGCAAAGCACGGCGCCUCGGCUGCGGCGUGGUCACGCCGCAGGCUCGGGAUGCUCUGCGGGGUGGGGAUGCCCUUUGCGGGGCUUGCUGUGCCUUUUGGGAUCGUGCUGAAGCCGUGGCCGGCUCUCGUGGCGGAGAAGCUCCGCUCGUGACGACGGGGGCUGGCGCCGUGCCGGCUGCGGGCGCGCUCCGGGCACCCUGCGGCUCCCCGGGGAGGUUUGCCAGCCUGCGGGUGAGGCACGGGAGACCAAAAUGAGCCGCUCGGAGAAACGCCUGCGGAUGCAUUGGUGGUGCUUUUCGGCACAUAGCGAGUGUGUCAGAGCCCGUCACGAGUGCUUUUCGGGGCCAUCCUCGCCGUCCUGCCGCUCCCCUCGCCAGCGCUGGCGUGCCGCUGGCUCGGUUUGCGCCCGGCCGUUCCCAGCAGCAAUAUUCACAGCUCCUGCUCCAAGGCCACAGCCUUUUGUCCGCCCUGAUGGCGAGCUGACCGCAGCGGCAGAGCAAUACUUGUUGCUUAACAACACGGUGAAGUGGAAUAGGAAGCGUUCUGCUGCUGUACGCUGGGAAUACAUCACCCCGUUUCGAUAGGAGGAGCAGCGUUUGGCUGGGUUUUGUC